Molecule: messenger RNA, 1197 nt
Organism: Planococcus citri (citrus mealybug)
Lineage: Eukaryota; Metazoa; Arthropoda; Insecta; Hemiptera; Pseudococcidae
Gene: Ak2
Product: Adenylate kinase 2
Exons: 7
Coding region: 299-1039 (246 amino acids)
Biological process (GO): ADP biosynthetic process
Cellular component (GO): mitochondrion; cytoplasm
Molecular function (GO): AMP kinase activity; ATP binding
Source: RefSeq, a predicted model, not a curated record
GAAUACGAAUCAAACGAGAUACGAAGCCAUAUUAAACUCCAAUUACUCUAAUUUAAAAAUACGGUCGAUCUAUUUUUAAACUUUCGAUAAUUUUCAUCAAAAUGAGUCACGAAACAAAAUCCGUGGUUUUUUCUGAAUGCAAAAAUGAGAGCAGGGAAAUUAACAUUCGUAAAAAGCGAACAUUUUUCUACGCUUUAUGGUUGAUAACGGAACAAGUGUCAGUCAGUACGGAGUAUUUGGCUGAUUAGUUGGCGGUCAUUCGUUUAUUUGUUUGUAAAUAUUUAAUUGUUUAUUCGUAAUGCCUCCGUUCGCGGCGACUCUACCGAAAGAGCAGGAUAUUCCUGCGGGUGCUGGAGUAAAUACUAUUUUAUUAGGACCGCCUGGAUGUGGAAAAGGAACUCAGGCUCCCAAAUUCGUGGCAAAAUUCUCGUUAUGUCAUUUAUCCACUGGUGAUAUGUUGCGAAAUGAAGUAUCUUCCGGGUCAGCUUUAGGACAAGAUUUGAAGAAAGUUAUGGAUGCUGGUAAACUUGUCAGUGACGAUCAUGUCGUUAAUUUGAUCAACAAUAACUUAGACCGGCCUGAAUGUCAAGCUGGAUUCAUAUUGGAUGGUUUUCCGCGUAAUGUAACUCAAGCACAAAAAUUGGACCAGUUAUUAGAAAAACGUAAGACUGAGCUGGACGCUGUGGUGGAAUUCCAAAUUGAUGAUAGUUUGCUGGUUAGACGGAUCACUGGUAGAUUAAUACAUCCUAAAAGUGGACGCUCAUAUCACGAAGAAUUCAAUCCGCCAAAAAAUUAUAUGAAAGACGAUAUCACGGGAGAACCUUUAAUUAAAAGAUCUGAUGAUAAUGCUGAAACGUUGAAAAAACGAUUGCAAACCUAUCACGAACAAACCACUCCUCUUAUCGACUAUUAUUCCAAAAAAGGGAUUCAUUACAGUAUAGAUGCGGCUAAACCGCCAGAACAAGUGUUCGGCAUGAUAAAUAAAAUUUUCACCGAUUGUAUUUUAUAUCGCCAGAAAGAUCGUGUCGCGUUUGUGUAAUCAAUUUGUACAAAAUUAAUCAGUUUUGACUACUCUUCCUACGAAAUUAGUUCGUGUUUUGUUUUGGAUAUGGCAUACAAAUUUAUAUAAAAUGGGAAAAUGAUUUUUAUUUGUACUUAAAAAAAUAACAUUAAAUAAAACCAACGAUAUUAUUUGUA